Molecule: messenger RNA, 285 nt
Organism: Helobdella robusta
Lineage: Eukaryota; Metazoa; Annelida; Clitellata; Rhynchobdellida; Glossiphoniidae
Exons: 2
Cellular component (GO): intracellular membrane-bounded organelle
Molecular function (GO): 2 iron, 2 sulfur cluster binding
Source: RefSeq, a predicted model, not a curated record
GGAAGAAUUUAUGACAACAAGGCCUUCCCCAUCCAUCUGGAACCUUCCAAAACUUACAAGUGGUGCACUUGUGGUAUCAGCAAAAGCCAACCCAUGUGCGAUGGCUCGCACACAAGACUGGAUGGAACAGAACCUAUUAAAAAACGUCCUCUAUAUAGGCCGCUGGUGUUUACGGUAAAUAAAGCUGAAACUUAUCAUCUGUGUAAUUGCAAGCAAACGAAUAACAAACCUUUUUGUGAUGGCACGCACAGAAAUACUGAAGUACAAACUGCAGUCAGCAGUUAA